UUAUCAUGGAGGCAUGUAGGAUUUGCUUCGUUGAUCUUAAAUAAAAUUGAGUACAGGCAAGAUUGGUUGAACUUUCUACAGGAGUGGGCGGGGUUAGUCAAAUGUGGCUUGGAUUGGUACGAUUGGUCAAAAUUUCCAUGAAAGAGAGCAAGAUUGGACAAACUUUCUUCAUGAUUGAGGAGAAUUGGUCAAAAAAUUCUGUAACAUUGACACAUUUGACAAAUCCUGCCCAAUGUGUGAUUGGUCAGACUUUCUGUAGGAGCAGGCAAAAUUGGUAAAAUUUUCUGUUGGAUUGGAUGGGACCGCAAGAGUAUCCAUCUGCUUCCUGCAGGAUUACAAACCACGCCCCUUACAACGUAUGCCCACUAUUACAAGUUACGCCCACGAAAAAUAAGUAAAAAAAAAAAAUCUGCCAGGCCCUUUACAUGAUAAACCCACUAUUACAAGUUACGUCCACAACAAAUAUGUAAAACAUCCAUCAAGAUUACAAACCAUACCCCUUACAAUACACACCCACUAUUACAAGUUACGCCCACAACAAAUAUGUUACACAUCCACCAGGAUUACAAACUACGCCCAAUACAGGGUACGCCCACUAUUACAAAUUACACCCACAACAGGAUUACAAACCACACCCUUUACAUGACACGCCCACUAUUACAAGUUACGCCCACAACAAAUACAUAAAACAUCCCUCAUGAUUACAAACCACGCCCACUGUUACAAGUUAUGCCCACACCAAAUACAAUACACAUGUGCCAGGAUUACAGACCACACCCCUUACAUGAUAUGCCCACUAUUACAAAACAUAGGGUUAGGGUUAGGGGGGAGUUGGCGUGGGAAUGUUGUGUAGUGUGAUUUGCUAGUGGGCGUUCCUUGUAGUGGGCGUGGUUUGUAGUCUUGCUGGACACAGACAGACCAGACGGACCGGGUGAUGUUGCUCAAAAUUUCUAUAAAACAGGGUGGAAUUAACAAAUCGCACACAUCUCUAGCUUGAAACGCAUGAAACGUCAGCCAAUGGAAACCCGGAACUAUUUUAGUCGUUGAUGUUGCAGAGGGACACAUUACCGCGGUGCACAAGAAGAAAGUUGCUUGAUGGCUGCCAGGCAGCAGACAGCUAACUGUGGCUGUAAAGGCAUCCGAACUUGCCUGAUAUGUGAGGCAAAUGAUGACAAGCGACAUCUGCUGAAUAAGCAAGACUCGGUACAUUUUGAUUUUACCUAUGAUCAGGAGUCCGAAUUAGCAGUGCCAGUUGCUGGUAAUAUUCAGCAGGCUUUUCCAUUUCCUGGUGUCUUCCUGUGGGAGAACUUUGUCUCUGAGGAUGAGGAAAGAGAGCUGGUUGCCAAAAUGGACCAAAACAUCUGGAGAGAGUCUCAGUCUGGUCGGCGCAAACAGGACUUUGGACCGAAGGUAAACUUCAAAAAGCGCCGUGUACGCCUUGGGGGUUUCAGUGGCCUCCCUGCAAUCAGUCAGAAGCUAGUGGACAGAAUGUCCAAAGAGCCGAUGCUGGCUGAUUUCCAGCCGGUAGAGCAGUGCAACCUGGAGUACACCCCCGAACGCGGCUCUGCCAUCGACCCUCACCUGGAUGACAGCUGGCUGUGGGGGGAGCGCCUGGUUACUCUCAAUCUGCUCUCCGACACUGUAAUCACCAUGAGUUUAGACCAGGGCUGGGGGGACAUGGACCGAGGCGAGGUCAGGGUGGCUGUAAAUAUGCCUCGGAGGUCUUUGUUCGUGCUGUACGGCGAGGCACGCCACCGGUGGAAACACGCCAUUCACCGGGAGCACGUUCACAGCCGGAGGGUGUGCAGUACCUUCAGAGAGCUGACCGCUGAGUUUCUGCAUGGUGGUGAGCAGGAGAAGCUGGGAUCAGAGCUGCUGAGUAUAGCAUCAAGCUUUAAAGGUGUUCCCGUGUAAAGAUGGUUUCAUCAUGGACAGUGUUGUAGAUUAUUUAUGGACUAACUGGCUGAAUUCGGUUUAAUUCAGUAGACCCGAAUGCUUGUUUUUAAACAUGAUGCAGUUAAAAUGCAAAAUAUUAUAUCAAGAAAAUCAUGUAUAUUUGCUUGAGAUGAUAUUCAGUGUUGCCACGUGCUCACAUUUGUUAUGGUGUAACAUUUUUAUACGUCAUACAAGUUAUUCAAAUGGAAGAAAUCUGUGAUUUUAAGAGUUAUUUCUCCAUGAAGAGCGACAUGAAAAAUUUUUUAUAAUAAUACAGUGGAAAAGGAAAUAGAGGUGGGUGCAAAAAGUUCACUUGUGGAACAAAAGCUAGUGUUCAUUUUUCCUCUGACAGAAAUGAACUCUACACCUAAAAAUACUGUGAUUUAUUAAGUUUUUAACAGGAUUAAAAGUGCUUAAGAAGCACACGACCCACAGGCAUAAACUGUAAUUAAAAAAUAUAUAUAUAUUUAUGCCAUUGCCUAUUUGUUGGUUUAAUUCAGUUUUAUUUGUACAGUGCUUUUAACAAUGGACAUUGUCACAAUCAGCUUUACAGAAAUAAAUACAUUCAGAGUGAAUUAAAUGAAAAUA
Molecule: messenger RNA, 2523 nt
Organism: Pangasianodon hypophthalmus (striped catfish)
Lineage: Eukaryota; Metazoa; Chordata; Actinopteri; Siluriformes; Pangasiidae
Gene: alkbh4
Product: alkB homolog 4, lysine demthylase
Exons: 3
Coding region: 1096-1914 (272 amino acids)
Biological process (GO): oxidative demethylation; actomyosin structure organization; protein demethylation
Cellular component (GO): midbody; contractile ring
Molecular function (GO): oxidoreductase activity; demethylase activity; actin binding
Source: RefSeq, a predicted model, not a curated record